Molecule: messenger RNA, 1503 nt
Organism: Misgurnus anguillicaudatus (oriental weatherfish)
Lineage: Eukaryota; Metazoa; Chordata; Actinopteri; Cypriniformes; Cobitidae
Gene: synprb
Product: synaptoporin b
Cellular component (GO): synaptic vesicle membrane; synaptic vesicle
Source: RefSeq, a predicted model, not a curated record
GUGUCGUUUCUCAAACACACAGAGCAUCUCCAUGGUGUUCAGUCACUCUGUAUCUCUGGGUUUGGUUGGCAGAGGAGCUUAACACUCCGUCAUAUACAGACACACAGGCUGAUGCUCAAUCCUUUUCAUCAAUGUGUAUGGUCAUAUUUGCUCCGCUUUUUGCUGUUUUAGCAUUUGCAACAUGUGGGGGAUAUUCAGGCGAGAUAAUGGUUAAAGUAGAAUGCCUGGACAAAACCCAAAACAAUUUCAGCAUUAGUUUCAACUACCCAUUCAGACUCCAGCAGGUGCAUUUCAGUGCUCCUCUAUGUGAAGGUACAAGAAAAGAGACCGUCUUUCUCGAGGGAGAUUAUUCUUCAUCUACACAGUUUUUCGUCACCGUGUCGGUCCUGGCCUUUCUCUAUUCUCUAUUGGCUACAGUCGUUUACUUCUUCUACCAGAACACAUACAGAGAGAAGAACAGAGGCCCAGUAGUUGACUUUCUGGUGACUUUGGCUUUCUCUAGCCUGUGGCUGGUAAGCUCAAUUGCCUGGGCUAAAACUCUGUCUGGUGUGAAGACGGCAACUGAUGUGCAUCAGAUUCUGCUGUUGAUAUCUGCAUGCAGAGCCCAGGAGAACCUAUGUGAGGUCCUACAGGAGCCCAUCUGGACAAAUCUUAACAUGUCUGUGGCCUUUGGUUUUUUGAACUUCUUCCUUUGGGCUGGAAAUAUUUGGUUUGCCUACAAAGAGACGGGCUUGCACAAGUCCACCCAGCGCUACCCAUCCAGAACUCCUUCUGAGAAACGCGGCAGCUUUAGGCAAUACAGUCAAACCAGUUUUGAUCAAUCUGGGACUGGCUUUGGCCAGAGGCUCUACAACCAGGGCAGUUUUGACUUAUCAAGCGCAGGCCUCAGCCUACCCCAAACCAAUCUAGGACAGCCAAUGUUUUACAGACAGAUGGGAAGUCCCACAUCCAGAGGUCCUCUUAUAUUUGUUAAUGAGAUGUAAAAUAGAGAGGGAGACAAAAGAGAGAGAGAGAGAGAGAGAGAGAGAGAGAGAGAGAGAGAGAGAGAGAGAGAGAGAGAGAGAAAUGCGUUCUCGUUUGUCGUUGUGAAUAUAUCUUUAAUAUAUCAUGUGCUGUAGAAAUCGUGCAGUUUUUGUAGUUAUCAGUCUGUUAUUUAUCUGUUAAAGGAACAGUAUGUAAGAAAUUUAUAUCAAUUAAUCAUAAAAUGGCCCGGAUAUGUCACUAGACAUUAAGAAAUCAUUUUCAUUUCAAAUACUUAUAUCACUCACAACAGUGGUCUGGCCAGGAUAUUGUCAUUUAAAAAGUGGAGUUGCAGCCCUCAACUGAUGUUUAUGUUGUCAUGUUGUGUAUUGGCCACCAGUUGUGUGAUUGUAGUACCAGUUUUGGCCACAAUCCUACAUAUUGUUCCUUUAAGUCCUAUUGAGCUGAACUCUUUUGUUUCUUUAUUUUGAAUGUGGAUAUGCAUACAUAACAUUGUUUUAAAGGAAUAUUCCAUUUUCUUAA